GGUAACGACGAUGAACGGGAGAGGCGGCAGCGCCGGCGCUCGAAGGUCGCCGACAUCCAGCUCAGCGCCACCAACUCGCCGCUGGGCAUCGCCUCCCCCUUGCCUAAGCAGGCAGAGGAGAGGCUGAAAGAGACCCUGCGAUGGACCAACGCUCAGAUUGCAGAACAUUACAACACCUGCAUCAAGCUCUCCGCAGAGAAUAAAAUCACCAUGAAGAAUGCCUUUGGCUUACACCUGAUAGACUACAUGACUGAAAUCCUGAAACAGAAGGAAUCUGAAGGGACUGACUUCAAGCUGGCCGCUGGCACUCUGGACGCCAGCGCCAAGAUCUACUCGGCGCGGGUGGACGUGAUCCACACAGACACCUACAAGGUUCUUGGAGGCUUGGGCAAGGAUGUGGCACCUACAAACAACAUGGACAGCUCAGAGGAAGAAGCCAGCACAGCUCCUGAGGCUGCCAAGAGAGCUCUGAAGAAGAGCAAACGAAGCUUCAAAACCAUCGCACAGGACGUGAGCAGCAUCGACCGCCCCGAGGCCAGCCACAGGUGUGAGGUUGAUCCCAUGUUCCAGAGGACAGCUGCAGCCUUUGACCAGUGCAGCACAGCUGGUGUCUUCCUCAGCAGGACACACACCUCAGGCUGCCAGAGUGAGCUGCUCUUUGACUCCAAGCUGGUGCCUCUGCCUGCUGCAGCCACACUGACAGCACCCAGCACUGAGCCAGUGGCAGCUGCAGGACUGAAGGCCCUGCUUGAAAAAUGCCUUGAGAAACGUCCCAUCUGCUCCUCCCUGGCUGGUUUCCAGUUCACAAAGUGGGAUGCUGAAAGCCAUGAUGAGUCAGUGUCAGCCCUGCUGGAGAAGUUCAAGAGGAGUGACGAAGUGUUUGAUGUCAACGGGGAGGUGGACAUCGACCUGGAGGAGUCUGCCCCUGCCCUGCCUGAGAGCAGCUUCUGCUCAGACUCCCCCAGGGGUGCAGCAAGAAGUCAGCUUGGGGAAUUCCAGGAAAACCUCAACACCUUUGGCACAACCGACCAGAGCUACAGAGGUAAGGUGUUGAGCUUGGAAGAGGGAGACAUUGGCAUCCUGAGCCUGCACCUCUCCAUGAAGCCAGGGGAAUAUUCCUACUUCAGCCCCAGCACGCUCUCCUUGUGGGCUGGCCCCGAGCACUGGCGCUUCAAACCUCACCACAGGGCUACUGCUCAGAUUCCAGGACAGAGCAAGAGCAGGAGUGCAAAGAAACCCUUUGAGAUAGGCUUUGAUGAGAGCAUUGACUUCAACAGGGACUUCUGUGAGACCAAGGCACCUGUCACUCUGGCCAGAUCCCUUCAGGACAGUAACAACUCCAAGAGCACCACACUGCCUCCAGACUUCAACUAUGAUCCUGGCAAUAUUUUCCAGAUGUUUCUCAAGCCAGAUAUUAAGAUCUCCAGGAUGUUGGCUGCAGGCAGCUCCUUGGAGCCCAGGGCUGGGAUCGGUGACUACGACUACAACAACCCCAAUGAUACCUCCAACUUCUGCCCUGCCCUGCAGGCUGCAGACAGCGACGAUGACAAUGACUUUGCUCACUGCACAGGCCAGGCAGAGGGCUUCAACCUGCCUGCCUACCCUGAAGGGCAAGGUGCUGAGCUCAGCAGAGUCAAUCUCACAACCUAUGGAGAGCUGAACCUCAUUCCUGAGCCCCAGAAGGUCAACAAGCUCAGGAUCCAGUAUGCAAAGACAGCCAAGAAAAUUGACAUCAAGCACCUGAAGAAAAACAUGUGGGGCCUCUUGACUGAGAAGAAAGAUGCAGCAGAGGAGGAAGAUGCAGAGGAAGAGGAGGACAAAUCAGUGGUAGCAGGAGAGAAGACCUUGAGCAGCAUCACACAGGAACUGCAUCAGAGGCUGCCUGCCCAAAUGGCUCAGGAGCUCUCUGUCCCCUUGGCCUUUGCCUGCCUCCUGCAUUUGGCCAACGAGAAGAAUCUGAAGCUGGAGGGCAGAGAGGACCUCUCUGAUGUCAUCAUAACACAGGACAAGACCAAGCUGGACCAGCUGGACCAGCUUGGUCCUGCUGGCAUCAUUCAGCCCCUCAACCAGGACCACAGCCCCCUGACCAUGACCACAGCCCCUCGACCAGGACCACAGCCCCUCAACCAGGACCACAGCCCCCUGACCAUGACCACAGCCCCUCGACCAUGA
Molecule: messenger RNA, 2172 nt
Organism: Indicator indicator
Lineage: Eukaryota; Metazoa; Chordata; Aves; Piciformes; Indicatoridae
Gene: NCAPH
Product: non-SMC condensin I complex subunit H
Exons: 19
Coding region: 211-2172 (653 amino acids)
Biological process (GO): mitotic chromosome condensation
Cellular component (GO): condensin complex
Molecular function (GO): chromatin binding
Source: RefSeq, a predicted model, not a curated record